Messenger RNA from Hansenula anomala, 276 nucleotides. RefSeq lists its product as uncharacterized. NCBI's taxonomy places the organism in Eukaryota, Fungi, Ascomycota, Saccharomycetes, Phaffomycetales, Wickerhamomycetaceae. Gene Ontology annotation, molecular function: acyl carrier activity; acyl binding. Gene Ontology annotation, biological process: fatty acid biosynthetic process. Gene Ontology annotation, cellular component: mitochondrion. The annotation marks the transcript as partial. The record is from RefSeq and is a predicted model, not a curated record. The transcript has a single exon.
GGUGUUAGAUUUUAUUCAGAUGUUCCUGAAUUAACAAAAGAUGUGAUACAAGAACGUAUAUAUGAAAUUUUAGAAAAUUUUGAUAAAGUUUCAGCAAAUUCCAAGAUUGAAAAUUCAUCAAGUUUAACAAAAGAUUUAGGGUUAGAUUCAUUAGAUCUUGUUGAUAUUAUUAUGGCAUUAGAAGAGGAAUUUUGUAUUGAAAUCCCAGAAAAGGAUCAAUCUCAAUUUAAAACUGUUGGUGAUGCUAUUGAAUAUAUUGCAAACACUCCAGAUGCU